AUGAGUGGCCUCAGCUUUCGUUACCACGUGGGCAGGGAGGAACUGUCACCGGCGUCGAGCAUAAAUGGCUGCAGCACGGAUGGCGAUGCACGAAGACAGAAGAAAGGUCCGGCGCCGCGGCAGCAGGAGGAGCUGUGCCUCGUCUGUGGUGACAGAGCCUCUGGGUAUCAUUACAAUGCACUCACGUGCGAAGGCUGUAAAGGCUUUUUCCGACGGAGUGUUACCAAAAAUGCAGUUUACAUUUGCAAGUUUGGUCACGCCUGUGAAAUGGAUAUGUACAUGCGAAGAAAAUGCCAAGAAUGCCGAUUAAAGAAGUGCCUAGCGGUGGGCAUGAGGCCCGAGUGUGUGGUCCCGGAGCCCCAAUGCGCAUUGAAAAGAAAGGAAAAGAAAGCACAGAGAGAAAAGGACAAAUUACCAGUUAGCACAACCACAGUAGAUGAUCACAUGCCACCCAUUAUGCAGUGUGAUCCUCCUCCGCCUGAUGCAGCCAGGAUCCUGGAAUGUUUGCAGCACGAAGUGGUCCCGCGGUUCCUAUCUGAGAAACUCCUGGAACAGAACAGGUUGAAGAAUAUUCCGCCUCUUUCGCCCAACCAGCAGUUCUUGAUCGCCAGGCUCGUCUGGUACCAAGAUGGGUACGAGCAGCCUUCGGAGGAGGAUCUCAAAAGAGUCACACAGACUUGGCAACACGGCGAGGAGGACGACGGAGACACAGACUUGGCCUUCCGUCAGAUCACAGAGAUGACCAUUCUGACGGUGCAGCUCAUAGUGGAGUUCGCCAAAGGUCUACCCGGCUUCGGGAAAAUCUCGCAACCAGAUCAAAUCACUCUGCUAAAGGCGUGUUCGAGUGAAGUGAUGAUGCUGCGCGUCGCUCGGCGGUAUGACGCCAGCACGGACAGCAUUUUGUUCGCGAACAACGAGGCAUACACUCGCGACAACUAUCGCAAAGCGGGCAUGAGCUACGUCAUAGAGGAUCUGCUGCACUUCUGUCGCUGCAUGUACGCCCUGUCGCUGGACAACGUGCACUACGCGCUGCUCACGGCCGUCAUCAUAUUCUCGGAUCGGCCGGGGCUCGAACAGCCCAACCUGGUGGAGGAGAUCCAGAGGUACUACCUGACCACUCUGCGGAUGUACAUCGUCAACCAGCUCAGCGCGUCUUCGCGCUGCUCCGUGCUGUUCGGAAAAAUCCUGUCCAUUCUUUCGGAAGUGCGCACGUUGGGCAUGCAGAAUUCCAACAUGUGCAUAUCCUUGAAGCUGAAGAAUCGGAAGCUGCCUCCCUUCCUGGAGGAGAUCUGGGACGUGGCGGACGUGACGUCGCAGCCUCCGGCGCUGCUGGACAACGCGACCGAGCUCUAG
Messenger RNA from Pieris macdunnoughi, 1353 nucleotides. The record is from the annotation of a GenBank genome assembly. Lineage: Eukaryota; Metazoa; Arthropoda; Insecta; Lepidoptera; Pieridae.